AACUCCAGACAUUCGGAAAGAGUUCUUUCCGUGAGCUGUGAGCCGCACGUGGCUGGACCAUUCGCGUGAUUCGCAUGGUUCGGGGGCAUUUGCACAUCUAAGAGACGUGAAUCGUGACGUUGACCCUCUUUUCCUGCACGCCAUGCACUCCACUUGAAAAGAGGCAUUGAUCCGGCACCAACAUUGGCCCACGACUUUGGCCGGCUCAUUUGCUCAGCCGGGUGAAGAAAGGAGAGCUAGAGGCGGAUCACCACUGGUGGAAGGCCGCUUGGUUUGCUCAGGGCAAUGGCGGACCCACCGCGAUUGGCUCCGCCACCAGGCCGUGGCGUGGCCGACGUGGGCGCGCAGCUCCAGCAGAUGGGUUUGUCGGAGGGCGAUGCGCAGAAGCCUCUUCCACAGGACUUCGUCUGGGGCCCGGAGCCAGACGACCUGGACGCUGAGCUGGCAAUGGUUGAGAAAGAGCUGCAGCAACUCAAUGAGCUCGAGCUCUCCAUGAACCAGGCAGUGGACGUUCAUGUCGGCAGCGAUCCAGUCUGGGCAAUGCAGCAGUCGUUCGAACAGUUUCCCAAUUACACGAUGUCCGAUGGCGCCAUUCCAGCAAACUACGGUGCGCUGGCAACCAACACGGCAGCACUGACGAUGCAGGGAGGUGGACAGCAGGCUGCUGGCCAGGCUGCCGGACAAGGAGGAGGUGCUUGGCUGGAGUUUGAGAGCCCGUUUCAGGCUAGUGGAACACAUCCAAGUUCUCCCAAUCCAUACCAGCAAGCACCAAUGCAACAACCAGCUCAGGCUGCUGCGCCUGCACCUGCCCAAGUUACGCCAUUGCCGAAGCCAAGUGGCCCGGUGCCAGCACAGGGCACUCACAAGGCUGUGUUCCGCUUCAUCCCACGCCAUGGCGACGAGCUGGACAUGAAGCCGGGAGAUCCGAUUGCAGUGCAGAGCCAGGCACCGGACCUAUGGUUUAGCGGCUUCAACCUGCGAACGGGCCAGAGCGGCAUCUUCCCAGGACAUUGUGUGGGCGAUGUCAAAAGUCGUGGACCCACACAGCCCGGGCCGAAAAUGAAACCGGCUCGCUUCCGUGUCAGAUUCCUUGGAGCAGUGCAAGUCAACUCCCACAAAGGCGUCGAUCUCCUCUGCGCAGCAGUUCAAAAGGUUAUGGAAUGGAGAAAGAAGAGGGACGUCGGCCCAAUGAAGCCAGUCGUCCUGGAGAUCUCGGCGCAAGGACUCAAGAUGAAAGACAUCUCUGACAGCGACGAGAAAUACCAAGAAGAGCGGCGUCAGAGUAUCCAGAAGAAGAAGAACUUCGAUGUCGAUUCAGAUGGUGGCAUCAAGAAGUUCUUCUUCCCACUCGUCAGUGUGACAUUCUGCUCAUGUAAUCCAAAGAACAAUAGGCUCUGGGCAUUCGUCAGCCGCCGUAAGGACAAGGUCUUUUCCUGCCAGGUGUUCGCUGCGUCACAAUCAACACAGCCACUCACUGUUGCAAUGGGACGCGCAUUCAAGCAACUCCAUACCGACUUUGUGCAACAUGCCACCCAGGAAGCACGCAGCAAGUAGACAGCUGGCACUGGCAAACCAAUGCAGUACACAGCGUGCUCUGUGUGUCUCGUGAAUCUAUAUGUUGGACUCAGUAGAGCGUCCAGCCCCUAUAUGAUGUCCAACCCCUAUAUAGAGUCCAUUGGUCCAAAAUCCACUGUACAGAGUCCAAACUUGGAAUCAACUGUGAGCUCAAAGUUUAGAUGGACAUCACUCCCUGUAUAGAGUCCAGCCAAUUGGCUUCACCCCUAUAUAGAGUCCAUUGGUCCAAAAUCAACUGUACGGAGUCCAAACUUUGAAAUCAACUAUAAAGAUUAAAGAGUCUUAUGUGGACAACACUCCCUGUAUAAAGUCCAGCCAAUUAGGCAUCCCCUAUCGAGUUCGAAAUUAGACAUAGGAUCUGCUGUAAGCAGUGAAUAUUAACCAGAAAACGGCGUCUCCCUUUAAUCCUUUACAUCAUUCACUUCUCAAGGUAAAAAAUAUGUAUUGAGGCGCCACUGCAGCCACUUCAUUACAUGAAAAAGCCUACAAACACCAGCCUCAAAUCAAGUGGUCUCUUCGCAGACGCUGCAAAUUACAAUAUCUCAAUCAUGUAGUGUUGCCAAAUAAUUGUGCACGCACACACACACACAUGCACACACCCACACAACGCCAAGAAAAUACCUAGAAAAUAAACAAGAAUCGAAAGAGAAUAAUGGAGAGCCCAGGAUUAAUUAUUUGUUUUCAAAUUAUUGAGCGCGCACGCGCGCGCGCACACACACACACACACACACACACACACAAACUUAUACAACGCCAAGAAAACACUAAGAAAAGAGUAGAGACACAAUGCACACGCAACUCCAACAGCCAUGCAAACGUCCACCCAUUUACAAGUAAAGUCAAGAGGGAUAACAAAUAAUUAUACGAAACUAAUGCAUACAGGGACGGGUACACGCACGUUUACAUACAUGUAGUAGUGUAAGAGAGUAACAUAGUGCAGUAGUCAGCAUAAUACUAGCACAUGCUGAGAGUGCGAUAGCAAGCUUCACCAUUGCUCAUGGCCAUGCAAAUGUUCAGCAGCACUCAGUUCCGCAAGCUUCUGAAGAUCAGCACACCUGCAACAAAUAGAUAGCACAAGGAUACGCUUAUUACCGUAAUGAUGCAUGGGAGCACACAACUACCAAGUUCUCAACGAAUGUGAUGCUCAAUGAAAAUCAAUCCACUCAAAGACCUGUGAACAGGUGACGGUGGGGACAAUAAUCUAUUAGUAAUACGAGGAAUAAGAUGGUUUGUGCACACUCAAGACGCACAGACACAUCACCAUACAUGUAGUGUACACAGUGUUUCACUUCACUGCAACUAAAUUGAAAUGAGAUGAUUUGAACAAUCUGUACAGCGUUGCCGUCAGUCAGUCUUCCCCAAGAUGGAAAUACAAUGAUUUGUUGUCACGAGGCAGUUUCACUGACACAAUGUCAUGUUCGUGACAUCAAAACGGUUACUUCAGGGAAUACGAGUAUUAGCUUGAGAAGCUUUUUCUUGUCAUUGGCAUACAAGCAAUCCUCCUACUACUACUAGUACACUGGCACUGCGUUUGUGGAUCCCAUUGUAUUUUGACAUCACACUAGAGGAAGAGUGUCGUGGAGUUUCACAUAAUUAUCACAGGGAUAAAAAUACAUUUCUCAUGAAAUAAUUAUAAUAAUUGAUGAUAGCUAGACGAUCGUAUACGAUUGAUGCAAAGUCCUUGCAGUCCUUGAGGACUAUUACGAAGAGGUUGAUUACUUUUAGGGCAUUCAUUCAAGCAACAUCAAACAAACGCGAUACGCUCCUUGAAAAUGGAAAAAAAUUCAAGCAUAACGACAGAACAGCAGACCAAUCGAAACGAGUAAAAGCAUCCUUACCUCAGUCAUCGUCCUGCCAUGUAGUUGGACAGCCUUUUGACACGGUGGGACAGGCAGCUCUUGUCCAGUCAAACAGGGGUAUCCUUGUGGCGUCGAACGAAAGAGAGUGUCAGUGUACUAUCUGACUCGUCAGAUUGGAACUGUGCUGAACUUUUCUCUUUCUCCGGUUUCUGCUUUCAUCCCUCGCUCUGAUGAAACCGUUCAAACGUCUUACUGGCAGCAAUGGCCAGCCAAACAGGGGAUCCUUGUGGCGUCGAACGAAAGAGAGUGUCAGUGUACCUGACUCGUCAGAUUUAAACUGUGCAGUGAACUUUUCUCGUUCUGCAAUUUCUGCUUUCACCCCGCACACUGAUGAGACGUCUUCAGAGAACCACAAGACGCUUUCCAGAUUUGAUUUUGAACGUCUCCUUAUCCUCCUUGGUUACCUCGUGACAGAUUACUGUCAGCAACUUCACAGCAGAACCGGCAGCCAUGGCUGAAGCGAAGAAAGGAAUGCGCUGCCACGAGGCAAGCAAAACUGAAAAAGUGUUUGUUCUUUUUCGGGCACAACACACAGGACGGCGUGACUGGAUAAACUGGACUCCUGGACUGUGAAUAGGGGACUGGUAGAAAAAGUGUACUCCUUAUAGGGGAUUGCGCGGCAGGUUGAAGCUGAUCAAAACUGAGUGGACUCCUGGACUCUGUAUAGUGGAUUUUGGACCAAUGGACUCUAUAUAGGGUGCUGGACAUCAUAUAGUGCAUGGACUCUAUACUGAGUCCUACAUAUAUAAAAUGCUGAGUGUCUGCCCCACAAGUGCAUGUAAAUUAUCCCUUGUUUCCUUCCUUCUUACAAUACCUUCAUGUUAGCCUGCUCCGGAAUCGUGUUUACGUUUCCAUGCGGUUUUUGUUUCAGCCUUUUUGCUCACUCUAUCUUUAAGGCCUGCUUUGUCCAAUAAUACUAAGUCUAACUAGUGGCUUUCAAUCAUUUCCAUCUCCACCUAUUUAACAUGAACAGAUCUGUUGGUCUCGAAUGAUAACGUUAGUCUGCCAGUCA
Sycon ciliatum is the source of this 4446-nucleotide messenger RNA. RefSeq names its product JNK-interacting protein 1-like. Gene Ontology annotation, molecular function: MAP kinase scaffold activity; JUN kinase binding. Gene Ontology annotation, cellular component: cytoplasm. The coding region runs from base 286 to 1554 and encodes 422 amino acids. Lineage: Eukaryota; Metazoa; Porifera; Calcarea; Leucosolenida; Sycettidae. Gene Ontology annotation, biological process: regulation of JNK cascade; JNK cascade. The record is from RefSeq and is a predicted model, not a curated record. The transcript has 10 exons.